AAGUAUUAAAUUCCUUCCUAUGUCCACCCCGCCAUCUUCCCCUCCUCUUCUCCCGCGUGCGCAACAAGAACUACGUGUGGUCCCUACUGAAUCGAAGAUCAUCCCUUAUUUUACUAUGCACUUCGCGAGACUUGCUCUUCUACUAUCGUCCUUCAUUCCGUGCUCCAGCGUGGCGUCAACAUCGCGCAGCCGGAGGAAGCCAAUAAUCGUCGAUACCGACAUCUUCUCCGACGUUGACGAUGUCGGCUCCUUAGCUGUCGCUAACGUACUGCACAACUACGGCCUGGCAGACCUGCGCGGAGUGGUCGUCAACACCAAUUCGAAGUACGGUGCUUUAGCUACUAGCGUUGUCAAUACGUACUUUGGAAACGGUCACAUUCCCAUUGGAGCUCUGCGCCCGCUGACCGACGAAACGUUCUUCGAUACUUACAGCUUCGUCCUAGGCGAGUACGCGGGGAGGGUAGCUAGUAACUGGCCGCGCUCGCUGGAAGAUUGCUCUGCGACACCAACCCCUGUGGAGCUGUAUCGCUCUAUUCUAUCCGCCGCCGAAGACCGAAGCGUAACGCUGAUCUCCCUCGGCUUUCUGACCAACCUCGCCGCACUACUGGACAGCCCCGGCGAUGAAAGUAGCCAUGUCGGUGGGUCAUCCCUCGACGGAUCGGCUCUCGUAUCUGCCAAGGUGAAGGAACUCGUAGUCAUGGGCGGGCGUUACCCCUCGGGCUGGGAGUUCAACUUUGCUGGCCACGAUCCUGCGUCGGCGCGCCGCGUCGCAAACGGUUGGCCGCGUGACGUACCCGUCACAUAUUCCGGGUUUGAGCUCGGUGCAGACGUCUUCUCAGGGGAGGGGCUCGCGCACAGCGCACCACCAGACUCCCCCGUGCUCGCAGCGUAUCAGUGGUACGUUGGCCGGUGCAGCACCACUCGCGAAUCUUGGGAUCCGAUCACGAUGUUAUACGGAAUACUUGGGGUCGAGGGUUCUCAUGACAAACUGGGGAUCGGAAAGCUAUUUGCGUAUGCUAACGAGUUUGGAUACAACGAUGUCGCGGCCGACGGUACGAAUUCUUGGGUCAAUGACUCAAGUGUUUCGAACCAGCAUUGGCUGAAAUUCGCCGACGGGGUGACUAAUACCAGUGUUGCGGCGUUAUUGACACAAUUCUUUUCCAGAGGCCCGUUAGAUAAGAGUUGUUCUACGUAGAAUUCUCUUGAGCUUCAGAGGGCCGAGUAGAUCACUGGGGAGGAAAUAGUCAUUUAAAGAGCAUUACGAUACCAAGAAGCCUAUCCACCAAACUCAAAGCAGGCUAAGGUGGUUAGAAUAGAGAUUUGACGUGCAUGAAUCUGGUGGAAGGAUGUCGUUUCUCAUAUACGUAUGAAGAUUUAUUCAUAUUAUGUUUUACGUAAAUGUGAGUGUGGAACCGAGAUGAAGAGCAUACUAUAUGUGGAUAUGGUAUUGCC
Messenger RNA from Durotheca rogersii, 1452 nucleotides. RefSeq names its product nucleoside hydrolase. Lineage: Eukaryota; Fungi; Ascomycota; Sordariomycetes; Xylariales; Xylariaceae. Gene Ontology annotation, molecular function: hydrolase activity, hydrolyzing N-glycosyl compounds. The coding region runs from base 20 to 1195 and encodes 391 amino acids. The record is from RefSeq and is a predicted model, not a curated record. The transcript has 2 exons.